This is a messenger RNA of Micropterus dolomieu (smallmouth bass), 5033 nucleotides long. Its product is annotated as dynein axonemal assembly factor 3-like. Gene Ontology annotation, biological process: axonemal dynein complex assembly; motile cilium assembly. NCBI's taxonomy places the organism in Eukaryota, Metazoa, Chordata, Actinopteri, Centrarchiformes, Centrarchidae. Bases 133 to 1494 code for a protein of 453 amino acids. The record is from RefSeq and is a predicted model, not a curated record. The transcript has 12 exons.
CGGUAGUUGGCGCCUGUGCUCCCCAUUUAGAAACCGUUUCCUAGUAACAGAACCCAAACUUUCUGUUCAGACGGUUAACUUAGCUGUGAAUUUUCCUCAGUCAUAAUUCAGCCUGUGAGGCCACAGUACAGGAUGAGUGCUGGACGAGCAUCUGAGGGCGCGGGCUGCAUCACUUGGUGGGGCUUCAGUCCUGCGCGCGACCUGCUGAGAACUGGCCCUGUGAGACUUGAAGGGGAAGUAAAUGUUUUACUGGUUGGCAGUGGAGAUCCACGACAUAUUUUGAAGACCAUUGCUGGUGUGCAGAAUGAAGAAAGCCUUCACGUGUGGGUGAUAGAAAACAGCAUGGAGGAGGUAGCCAGACAGCUGCUGCUCCUCUACCUGGCACUGAUGCCCCAGGAAAGCAUGGGAAAUAAUGAGAAGACAGAAGUUUUCCUGGAGGUAUUUGGGAACAGUGAGAUCCGCAGUCAGACUGAAGAGACACUGAGACAUGCAGCAUCACAGCUCUCUGUGUCUGUUACUGAAACACUGGAGACGCCCACACACUCCUGUCUGAACACAACUUUUCUCAAGUUCAAGGAGCGAGAUGAACUGGCCAGGAUAUUCAAAUUGUGGAUCCAGCCUCAGUCUUCAGCAUCUUCAUCUGAAUGUCCUGCUCCUAUCAUAAUGUCCAAAGCCUGGGAUUAUCGGGUCAGGCAGCACCUUGGGACACGUUACAACGCCAAGAGGGGCUGCUUUGACUGGGACCUUUCAAUGAAACUGCAUGAGAAAGGGUGUGGCGUCAUCAACAAACAACAAUAUGUGCGAUGGAGGGAACGGGGUUUGGCUUUCGAAAUGAGGGAGGGCGUCUACCAAAUAACAAAUCCAAGUUUGCUCUCUUCAAGAGUGUUCAGUCAGAAAGGGGACAAAGUAGCUGUCAGGGGCUACUGGGGAGACAUUGUUUCCAGUCCCUACCUCUCCUUUGGCAUUGAAACUGAUGACAAGAGCCUGCUGAAGACACAGAAUGGGCAGCACGUCAAGACAGCCCAGGAUGUCUCCUUUGCAAAUGUACAGGCAUUGUUCUGGUCCCUGUCCAGUAGACGGGGCUGCACCACUACUUCUCAGUCAGACACAGAGGCAGAGAAGCCAUCCCCACAGACAGACCGGAAAUCUGUCACCAUUAAUGACUUGAUGCAUCUGAACGGGAUCUCUGUGACCUUCCUGCCUAUGGGCUCACUUCACAAACUGCCAGAAAAACAGAAAUACUCCCACUUCUUUAACACCAUCUAUUUCUCUGCCAGCUGCGUACACCAGUUGGGCCCGACGAUAAGACAGAUUGCAGCACCAGACGCUGUGCUCGUCGUGGAAUUGGCCAAGUACAUUUUGGAUCUGAGCAAAGAGCAAGAAGCUGGCUUUGCAAAGAAAGUGGUGAGCAUCGCUCUCCAGGCUGAAUUUGAGCCGUGGCAGGAUGGGAAGCGUGAUGACGUCCAUGCUGUGUUCAUACCACAGAAGAAGUGAACGUGGUUAAUUUAAGCAGAGCUGUUUACUCUGCUCCGACUGUCAGCAGCUGUACCUUCAAAAUAUGCGACAGAUUGAUAGUCAAGGUGGUGUUGCUUCACAGCAAAGACAUUUUACAAGAUCUUAUGCAGUCAGAAUUUUACCAGUCAGCGAGUAGCAACUGUAAGUGUUUUGUUUGUAUUGGCUGGGAUUUAUUUCAUGUUUCAAAUUUAAUUUCCAAUUUGAAUGACAAUGAAUGAUAGAAAAUGUUCAGUUUAUGUACACAUGCAUUUUAAUAAUUACAGAUGCAAUUGCAAGUAAAUUUAUUUCAUUCAUUUCACACAUAAAUAUUUAAAUCCCAAUUAGAUAAAGUGAUAAACACUGCAACAAUCUUGUCCUGAAACUAGUGAACUGUCUUCUGGUCUGUCUGUCUUCUCUGUGCCUCCUAUGUCAGUUCACUUCCAGCGUCCUCCAACCUUCCCCUUACCAUGGACCUUUUUGCUGCAUUGAGACAAGAAAACGUAAAGUAGAUUAUGGACAGUCGUACUCCGCACCGAAAUUAACAGCAAGUAUGACUGAGUGGCAAUUCAAUGUUUGCGUAGUCAUGGUUGUGUCAUCAUGGUAGAUCGAGACGAGCAGACUCACAAUUUCUGAGCAUGUUGGAUUCUGUUCAGGAGGACAUUGAUCUGAAGAAAAAAUAAAUAAGCGUCACGAAUGAGCCAUUUUUAAAAUAUCGGUUUUGUAUAUUCCCAGCUAAAUGGCUCACCUCAUACUUCUGCCUCCUCAUCUUUUCAGUCAGGUCAAAUUUCUCUGACUCCAGUUGGUAUAUGCAUUCCCACAUCUCCUUGGCUUUCUCUCUAAAACACAACAGCAUUAACAACUUGAGAUGAAGUAAAAAAAGGUCACCAGCUACUUUUUCUGCAGCUGCUUCAAAUACUAUGUGUCAGACAUACCCAGCUGGUUUAAAAUGUAAUGACCUUUACUUAGAAUGAACCUAAAUCUACUGGCAACAAAACUCAAAAUGCAUGUCUUUAAUGGACCUGACCUCAGGGUUUCCUCUCUCAGGUUCUCAACAGCCAGUGGCUUGCGUCUCUCCGCCAGAGUCUUCUUCUUUAUUUCCCUGGCUGUUUGCCUUUUGCCUCGCCUCUGCUCUACCUGCAGGAAACAAACACACUCAUUUGACACACAUGAAAUCUGAUUGUCAUGCAGAGCCGUUCUUUCAGUGGGCACUACAAAUUAUAUGCCCUGCACAUACUCGCAGUACACAGUGACACACCUGCCUACAAAUACAUUAUUCUGACCUUGGCCAGGAACCCUCCAAAGUGAGCACCCAUGUUAGAGAGCACUUUCUUCUUCUUUGCCUCAUCCUCUGCCCUCUUCUUGGCCUCUUCAUCCUCUUUCCUCUGUCUCUCCUCCUGAGGAAGUCUUCAGUUGAUUACUGCAGUUUCCGUUACUUAUAUUUACAUAGUAUCAUAUGCAGUAAGUAUAAUGUUAAAACCUAAUUACCGCAAUCCGUGUCUGUCUGUCCCGCUCUUUUUCAGCCCUCACACGCUGCUGCUCAGCUCUUUCUGCCCGGCGGCUUUCCUGUAACACAAUAACCAUGUCAACUUGAAUUUCACACAUGCCCCUUUAAUCUUUAUUAUCAUAAAUAUCCUGACAAAUCUCGCUUUUAGACAAACAGAAAAACAACACGGGAAAGGCAUUACAAUCCUGUCUUUGAGUCCAAUCAGCUCCUCUUCCUCUUUCUUCCUCUGCUCAAAAUGGACAUCAAUCAGAGUCUGCAGCUCCAAAAGAUCUUUCUCCAUCCUUUUCCUAUGGAUAUCCUAACAGGGACCAGCGGACACACUGAUCAAGAUUAUUUAAUGCUGUUUUGGGGGCUUGUAAUUGUGUAAUUGUUCAAUUAAUAACAAUCUUGGAGGAGCAUACAUCAAAGUCAACCCUCUCCCCCUCAGGGAUUUUAGGGGCAGCGAGCUGUGUGACCAGUGGCCUGUAAAAUAAUAUGAAGGCAUAUUAACAUAUAUGCUUUUUUGACUGCUCACAUUAUUUUUAUUUACUACUUUUAGUAGUAAAAUCAGUAAAUAGUUUUUUAUGUUAAGUAUUCCCAUGUAGCCUUACUUGUAUUUGGGACGUUCUUCUUCAACAUCACAGCCAGAGCAGAAAUGAAAAAGCAAAUCAGCAUACACAUAUUUGAAAACACAACAAAUCAAAUUAAUUCUGGUUUAACUUUAAUAGGCAAAGACUGAUGUUUUAAUAAAUCAGAAAACCCACAGUUCAUGGCACCUGUUCAUAAUCCUAGAAAGAUGAACAGAGUUUUUUAUUGCCCUGGGGCAAUUUAAGAUUUUAAGUUCCCGGUUCAUUUUGAAUUUAAAGUCCCCGGCAUAAUCACGCAACUGAACAUGGAUUUGGAUUCUGGAAAAACACAGCUGCAAAGCAAACAAAGUUCAGCAUCGCAGUCUCACCUCCCUCUCCCUGCUCCUCAUCUUCUUCUGCAGAAAGAAAGAGUAACAGAGCGAUUGAGUUGAGAGAAAAUAUGAAACUGCAGCUUUAUUAAAUGAAUGAAUGCCCUUACCUUCGUGAUGGCCUCUAAAUAAAAAAAUAAUAAAGAUCACAUCAGACAUGCUAUAAAACAGAAGCUUAUGUAUUAUAAAUGAUAAUAAAUAAUAAUAAUAUAAAAGUUAACAGGUAGGACUGGACUGACUCACCCAUGACCUUCUAAAUCACACAUAGUGACACUGGAGAGGAAAUAUAAAAAUCAGAACUGUUAUGAAUGUGCAACAGCAUUAGUGUGACAUAUGAAAGGUCUCAUUAUUUUUUAAAUGUAGUUCAGCUAGAAAUGGUAACAGCUGCAUUGAAUUUGUAGAAUACACCUUAAAUUGUCACAAUUUGCCAAUAACAUGGGUUUGUCCAAAAUUACAUUAUGCAAACUUACUUAAUUAUGGGGAUUUUAGCAGCAAAAGCAGACCAAGUCUCAACACUGUAUUAAAGCUGUAACGUUUGAAAGACACAAUCUUCCACCUAGAAAUGAAAAGCUUAAUUCAUGAGAAAUAAAACCAUUCAAUACACUUUUGUUGCUACAGACACAUUCGGUCUGGUAUGACCAGUAGCUUGUGCUGGCUAAAAUAAGCCAGAUGCUGAAGAUAUUGAUGUGUAACAGUUUUUUCUGGAUCAGUUGAUGGACAGCUGGCACAGUUCUGGUGUGUUGGGUGUGUGUUUUUAAUGUUUCCCUGUUUUAGUUUGUAGUUGCCUGCCUCCAGUAUCGUCUUGUUUUACUUUCUUACUUCCUGUAUACCUGUCUCAUUCCCCUGAUUGUCUUUACUUGUGCCUUGUUAUCCUCACCUAUCCUGUGCAUAUAUAGUGGUUGUCUUUCUGUUGUCAGUUACUGGUUCAUUGUUUUCAUUUCUGUUGUUUGUCUCUGGAUUAUGCUUAGAUCUUUGCUAUUUGGACUUUUUUUUUGUGCUCACACCACAUCACCUGUAAGUUUUUCAUCCAUUCAGGAUUAAACCUCACUCACAGUACCUGUUUAGCUCAGUCUGAAUAAAAUAAUGACGCCUUCAGAGCAA